Messenger RNA from Vigna umbellata (rice bean), 2503 nucleotides. RefSeq names its product lysine--tRNA ligase, cytoplasmic-like. NCBI's taxonomy places the organism in Eukaryota, Viridiplantae, Streptophyta, Magnoliopsida, Fabales, Fabaceae. Gene Ontology annotation, molecular function: tRNA binding; ATP binding; lysine-tRNA ligase activity. Gene Ontology annotation, biological process: lysyl-tRNA aminoacylation. The record is from RefSeq and is a predicted model, not a curated record. Gene Ontology annotation, cellular component: cytosol; cytoplasm.
AUGGAAGUUUCUGAGCAGCCGUCUAACCGCGCCGGCGAAACCAUAAGCAAAAAUUCACUGAAGCGAGAACUGAAGAACAAACAGAGAGAAGAAGAAAGGAAGCGCAAGGAGGAGGAGAAAGCCAAAAAGGCAGCUGAAAUGCAGCGGGCUAAGGAUAACAAGUCUGCACCAGUUGAUGAGGAUGAUAUGGACCCGACUCAAUACCUUGAGAAUAGGCUGAGGUAUCUUGCAGUUCAAAAGGCAGAAGGCAGAAAUCCAUAUCCCCACAAAUUCUUUGUCACUAUGGCUCUUGAUGAAUACAUCAAGGAAUAUGGAGGUUUAAGUGAAGGGCAGCACCUUGAGGAUGUUUCUGUGUCUUUGUCUGGUCGGAUCAUGAACAAGCGCACCUCUGGUUCUAAGCUUGUCUUUUAUGAUCUGCAUGGUGGUGGUUUCAAGGUCCAGGUUAUGGCCGAUGCGAGUAAAUCAGACUUGAAUGAGGCUGGCUUUUCCAAAUUUCAUUCUAAUGUGAAGCGUGGUGACAUAGUUGGUAUCACUGGAUUUCCUGGAAAAAGUAAGAAGGGUGAGCUUAGUAUUUUUCCAAAGACAUUUGUAGUGCUGUCACAUUGUUUGCAUAUGAUGCCCAGGCAAAAGUCUGCUGCUGCUGCUGAUAAUAGAAAUCCAUGGGUACCAGGAAGUACCAGGAAUCCUGAAAUAUAUAUCUUGAAAGACCAGGAAACUAGAUAUCGCUUACGCCAUUUGGAUUUGAUGCUUAAUCCAGAGGUCCGAGAAAUCUUUAAGACCAGAUCUAAAAUCAUUUCUUACAUUAGGAGGUUCCUUGAUGACCUUGAUUUCUUAGAGGUCGAAACACCUAUGAUGAACAUGAUUGCUGGUGGAGCUGCAGCACGCCCAUUCGUAACCCAUCACAAUGACCUUAACAUGAGGUUGAACAUGAGGAUUGCUCCAGAACUGUAUCUUAAGGAGUUGGUUGUUGGUGGGUUGGACCGUGUUUAUGAAAUUGGCAAACAAUUUAGAAAUGAGGGCAUAGAUUUGACUCAUAAUCCUGAGUUUACUACUUGUGAGUUCUAUAUGGCUUAUAAGGACUACAAUGACUUAAUGGAUAUAACAGAGCAAAUGUUGAGUGGUAUGGUCAAGGAACUUACAAAGGGAAGCAAUAAAAUCAAGUAUCAUGCUGAUGGGAUUGAUAAGGAACCUAUUGAAAUUGAUUUUACUCCACCUUUCAGAAGAAUUGACAUGAUUGAAGAAUUGGAGAAGAUGGCAGGCCUCAGUAUUCCGAAAGACUUGUCGAGUGAGGAAGCUAAUCAAUAUUUGAAGGACGUAUGCUUGAAGUGUGAGAUUAAAUGUCCACCUCCUGAGACAACUGCACGUUUGUUGGAUAAACUUGUGGGUCACUUUUUGGAAGAAACGUGUGUAAAUCCUACAUUCAUCAUAAACCAUCCUGAGAUAAUGAGUCCUCUAGCAAAGUGGCACAGAUCGAAGCCAGGCCUGACCGAACGUUUUGAAUUAUUUAUUAAUAAGCAUGAACUUUGCAAUGCGUACACUGAACUGAAUGACCCUGUAGUACAACGACAGAGAUUUUCCGAACAACUCAAGGAUCGGCAAUCAGGUGAUGAUGAAGCAAUGGCCUUGGAUGAAACAUUUUGUACGGCUCUGGAGUAUGGUUUGCCACCUACUGCUGGUUGGGGCUUGGGUAUUGAUCGAUUGACCAUGUUAUUGACAGAUUCACAGAAUAUCAAGGAGGUUCUUUUCUUCCCUGCCAUGAAACCUCAAGAUUGACCCUUCUACCAAAGCCGUUUUUGAAUCAUCAUCAUACACAGGUUUGUUCUGCCUCAAGCCAUUGAUAUAUAGAGGGAAGAGAACGGCUGUUCUUUGUCUAAUUUUGCUAGAAAACAAAGAAUUAAAAAUAAAAAUGCUUCAGAUCAUAUGCAUGGGUUAGGGAACAGAGAUUGACUAGUUUGAAACCCCCGAACUUUAACUGUGCAUUCUGAUGAGAAAUGUUUAGUCAAAAAAUGGUUUAUAUGUGCCAUGUGCAUCAGGUUAUGAAACCAAAAACACAAUGGAAGCAGAUGAAUUUGUGUUGUCAAAAUUGAGAUCUUUUUACUGUAAGUGAGUAAUUAAACCAAACUUCAAUAAGAAAAGAAUGUCGAAACAACAGACAUUUCAAUUUCUACAGAAGCAUUGUGGCCUUUGUUCAGGGCUUGAUGCCACACUAUAUUGGCCAUUGUGGCUGUAACACUACAAAGUUCUGCAACUGGGUUUUGGUAUUGGUAGUUCUCCUUAGUGCUGCUCAAUGACAAUAUAACUUCCAUUUUCCGCAAAUAACAGUUAGAAAACUUGUGUUACCAUUUGAUAUGAGUUAAAUAUCCAGGAAUAGUUUUCAUGAGUUAAAUUCAUAUCUACUAUAAAUGGCAAUGAUUUUUGGUUGGUAUGGAAUCCGUGUUUGAUUUAUGCUUUCUUAAGUUGUUACUUUUGUAGUUUACAACAGUCGUUUUCGAGUUGGAGUUUU